Messenger RNA from Paecilomyces variotii, 1873 nucleotides. Its product is annotated as major facilitator superfamily domain-containing protein. NCBI's taxonomy places the organism in Eukaryota, Fungi, Ascomycota, Eurotiomycetes, Eurotiales, Thermoascaceae. Gene Ontology annotation, cellular component: membrane. Gene Ontology annotation, biological process: transmembrane transport. Gene Ontology annotation, molecular function: transmembrane transporter activity. The coding region runs from base 197 to 1777 and encodes 526 amino acids. The record is from RefSeq and is a predicted model, not a curated record. The transcript is spliced from 6 exons.
CGACCGCGCACAAAAUCGGGGCAAUCCCUCGUGGUCGUCCCCCUCUUCUUUUCUUCUUCUCAGAUUCUUCCUCGCCGGAUUGAUCUUUGUUUUUUUCUUCCUCCCUUUCUUCUCUGUGUGCUCCUGGCCGGUAUCAGGGUCCUUGUUUCUACUCCCCCUCUCCUUCUCACCCCUCCUUGUUGCUGUUUACCCCACCAUGUCAGUCGGCAAGAACAACGACAUCUCUGCUGGCCCAGACUCCGAGAUUGACAUCGACGAGGAUGGCAAGGACCUGGCCACUCAUGUCUCUCGGGUCGAAGAGGGAGGAGUCGUUGCCAAUUCCAACAAGCCGAACCCGAAGAAGGAGGCUCCUCUCUAUGUGGCUGGCCUCUCCCCUGAAGAGAGAGAACAGGCUGAGAAAAGGCUCGUUCGCAAGAUCGACUCCCGUCUCCUGCCAAUCGUCAUUCUUAUGUACAUCCUGAACUAUCUGGACCGUAAUAAUAUCGCUGCGGCUAGGUUGGCGGGUUUGCAAGAGGAUUUGGGCCUGACCAGUGUGCAGUACCAGACUAGUGUUAGCAUUCUCUUUGUGGGUUAUCUUCUGAUGCAGAUUCCGUCCAAUUUGUUCUUGAACAAGUUGGGAAAGCCUGCCAUCUACUUGCCCUCCGCGAUGAUGCUCUGGGGUAUCAUCUCCACUGCCACGGCGGGUGCUCAGAGUUAUGGUGGCCUCGUGGCAGUGCGGUUCUUCCUCGGUUUCGUCGAGGCUGCAUAUUUCCCUGGUUGUCUGUACUUCCUAAGUGCAUGGUAUACCCGCAAGGAACUUGGAUUGAGAACUGCCCUGCUCUAUUCGGGAUCUUUGAUCUCAGGAGCGUUUUCUGGACUCGUAACUGCCGGUAUUACCGGGAACAUGGAUUACACGAGAGGACUGCGAGCCUGGCGGUGGCUCUUUAUCAUUGAGGGGGCUAUCACCAUCGUCGUGGCCUUCCUGUCUAUGUUCAUCUUGCCGAACUUUCCCCGCACAACAGGCUGGCUCACUGAGCAGGAAAAAGAAUUGGCCGCCUGGCGUCUAGAGGAAGAUAUCGGUGAGGACGACUGGGUUGACUCCGAGGAGCAAUCGUUCCUCCACGGAGUCAAGCUCGCCGCCAUGGAUAUCAAGACGUGGAUUCUGAUGGUCCUGGUCUUUUGCAUGGUCUCCUCUGCUUCCGUUACCAACUUCUUCCCCACCGUCGUCGCGACCCUUAAAUACGGCCAGAUCGAGAGUCUUCUCCUCACGGCCCCUCCGUACGUGCUGGCAGUCAUCACUGCCUUCCUCAAUGCCUGGCAUGCAGACCGCACGGGAGAACGAUACUGGCACAUCACCCUUCCACUGUAUGUGGCUGUCGCAGCAUUCAUCAUCGCUGCCUGUACAACCGCCGUGGGACCACGCUAUCUCGCCAUGAUGCUCAUGGUUCCUGGCGUGUAUACCGGUUUCGUCGUGGCUCUGGCCUGGAUCUCCAACACCCUACCCCGUCCGGCAUCGAAGCGUGCUGCCGCCCUCGCGGCCAUCAACGCUGUCAGUAACGCCAGCAGUAUAUAUGCCAGUUACAUGUACCCUAGCAGCGCUGGUCCCAGAUAUGUUGUCGCCAUGUCCGUCAACUGCGCAACCGCCUUCAUCGCCAUCCUCUCCGCCACUGUCCUCCGUAUCAUCCUUGCCCGUCUGAACAAGAAGCUCGACCGCGGCGAGGCCGUCGCUGGCGCCAUCGCCAUCGGUGGAGGUGUCCCCGGCCAAGCGAGCCAGAGAGGAUUCCGCUUCUUGCUAUAGGAAACGUGUCUACGAUGAUCUCAAUUUCUUUUUUCUUGGUUUUUUUUUUUUUCACCUCCUCGCUCAUAUUCAUGUCCUCCCCUGAAGGGGGAAUAU